AUAUAAGCCUCCAAACCCCGAUAAGCCCGUCCGUCCAACCCAUCCAGGCACCAUGGCCGCUCUAACCCUACCAACCCGGGCAGUACGGGCAGCACCAGCAACAACCCCCACCGACAUCAGCCUUAUCUGGCAAGACGCCAUCCAUCGCUACGAACAACUCACCGACCUGAAAAUCAGCAGUCUGGAACCAGUCACCAAUGUCGAGGGAGUAUUGCGGCAGACGCGGAAAACCGCGUCCCGCUUUCGGCUUCAUCGGCAUGAUAAUGGCAAAUUGGAUAAGCUGCGUACGGUGAUUGGCAAGAGUUUGGGGACUGUGGAGGCUGUUGGGGAAAUUGUUGGCGGGGCCGCAUCACUUGUGGGUGUUGCCUUUGGGUUGGUUGGAGUUUGGCUGAUUGAUUGGAUACGGGUAGGCUUUUGCGCCGAGUACGGUGAUACUUUCUGCGGUGUCUUAUUUGCUCAAGGUAUGACUCAGAAUCAUUUCUCAGUUUCGUAUUUUGUCAGAUAUUGAUAUCCAGUAGACAGCCAAAUCCGUGUCAUCCGACUACGACACCCUCGAUGACUUCUUCAAAGACCUGGAUCAAUAUCUCAGCCAGCUCAAGAUCCUGGAGGGUUAUAUUCCCCCUAUGCCGGAGU
Messenger RNA from Aspergillus ibericus CBS 121593, 633 nucleotides. RefSeq lists its product as uncharacterized. The record is from RefSeq and is a predicted model, not a curated record. NCBI's taxonomy places the organism in Eukaryota, Fungi, Ascomycota, Eurotiomycetes, Eurotiales, Aspergillaceae. Bases 53 to 508 code for a protein of 151 amino acids. The transcript has a single exon.